AUGUGGAAACUAUUACGAGUGCCGUCGCCAGUGGUGACAGCGAUGGCCAUCAGCUUCAACCGCCUAUUGAAGACCAAAGACUGGGUGACGAACAAGUGGUCGGUGGCGGGCAUGAGUGACCGGACCCCCGGUCGCGACACACUCAAAGACUAUCGCCGGCCGAACCUUUACCCCGACUACGGCGACAAAGGGCCCGAACACCCGGACUUGAGGGGCAUUAUCACUGAUGGCCAACAGUACUCGCAGCGCCGCUUGAGGGCCAAGAAGUGGUUCCCCGACAAGCAAUACAUGGAAGAGUUCGCCGGCGAAACCAUUGCCUAUAAGGACAACAAAUGUCUGGUACCGGACGACUCCGCCCGUUGGGAGGGCUGGGAUGCCGACCAUCCGGAUGGCUCACCAAUGGAGAGACACGUGCGUCCCUGUACGUUAAACUUCGGACCCCAACAUCCGGGCGCUCACGGAGUGCUCCGAUUGGUGCUCGAAUUGAGUUGCGCUCUGGAGGAAGUGGUAUUGAGAGCCGACCCGCACAUCGGUCUCCUCCAUAGGGCCACUGAGAAGCUAAUGGAGUACAAGACGUACACUCAGGCCCUGCCAUACAUGGAUCGGUUGGACUACGUGUCGAUGAUGUGUAACGAACAGUGCUAUUCACUCGCCAUCGAGAAGAUGUUGGGACUACAGGUGCCGAAGAGG
Medioppia subpectinata is the source of this 690-nucleotide messenger RNA. The record is from the annotation of a GenBank genome assembly. NCBI's taxonomy places the organism in Eukaryota, Metazoa, Arthropoda, Arachnida, Sarcoptiformes, Oppiidae.